This is a messenger RNA of Nothoprocta perdicaria, 3911 nucleotides long. It is a transcript of the gene PDE8A, whose product is annotated as phosphodiesterase 8A. Gene Ontology annotation, molecular function: 3',5'-cyclic-AMP phosphodiesterase activity. NCBI's taxonomy places the organism in Eukaryota, Metazoa, Chordata, Aves, Tinamiformes, Tinamidae. Gene Ontology annotation, biological process: positive regulation of ERK1 and ERK2 cascade; cellular response to epidermal growth factor stimulus; regulation of DNA-templated transcription. Bases 379 to 2943 code for a protein of 854 amino acids. The record is from RefSeq and is a predicted model, not a curated record. The transcript has 23 exons.
UUUUUUUCUUCCUCUUCCCCAGAAGGAAAGAAAACCCUGCUGAGAUUCUCAGAUGGCUUAGAAAAAUUUAAUAUUAAUCUGUGAAAAGAUGAAGUCGACCAGUUCUUGAUUUCCCUCCCCUCCCCAACCCACUCCUGAGGUUGAGCUGAAAGGACCCGUUUCCUGGAGGACCUGGAGAACAGACACAUUUCUGGUGGUGUAGAAGGGACUGAUGACAAUGCUUCAGAGUGUAGCGGAGACGCAGGAAAGAUGUUCAACCUGUUAACAAAAAAAUAAGCAGAGGGGAAAUACCAACGGAAAGGAAAGAAAUUAUAUAUAUAUCCACAAAUAUAUAUAUAUAUAUACAACUUAGAAAUAUUCCCCAGGUGGCCACAAAGCAUGGGCUGUGCUCCAAGCAUCCACAUCUCUGACAGCAGAGUGGUCUAUCACAGUAGCAAAGAGUCCGAGGAGUGCAAUUCUCCUCACCAGACCAACACAACCAUGUCUCAACAGCAGCAAGGCAACCCCGUCCCAGGAUUAUUCAUUAAAUCCUCCAACACAUCCACUUAUAAGGUGAGGACUAAUUCCUCUAAGAAAGACAAGAGAGAGAACAGCCAGAGCAUGGAGGCAGAGACUCAGACCAGCAGAUCCAGUGUUAAGGCACCAGUUACAGAUGUGCAGUUUGGCCCUAUGAGACUUCAUCAAGAUCAACUUCAGGUACUUUUAGUGUUUGCCAAAGAAGAUAACCAGAGUAAUGGGUUCUGCUGGGCAUGUGAGAAAGCUGGAUUUCGGUGUAAUAUUGCCAGGACACCUGAAUCUGCACUAGAAAGUUUUCUGGAGAAACACCAUGAAAUUAUCAUUAUUGACCAUAGACAUUCCAGAUACUUUGAUGCAGAAUCGUUAUGCAGGUCUAUCAGAGCAACUGAAGUCUCAGAAAAUACAGUCAUUAUUGGUGUAGUUCGAAGGCACAGCGAUCGUGAAGAGAUAUCAAUAUUGCCCCUGAUCAAUGCUGGCUUCACAAGGCGAUAUGUAGAAAAUUCUAAUGCAAUGGCCUGUUACAAUGAGCUGAUUCAGCUGGAACAUGGAGAAGUGCGGGCACAAUUCAAACUGAGGGCUUGUAAUUCAUUAUUUACAGCAUUAGAGAAAAGUCAAGAAGCCAUUGAGAUCACAAGUGAAGACCAUGUAAUACAGUACCUCAAUCCUGCAUUUGAAACAGUGAUGGGCUAUCAAAUAGGUGAAUUAAUAGGAAAGGAAUUAAAUGAAGUGCCUGUAAAUGAAAAAAAAGCUGAUUUCCUAGAUACUAUUAAUUCCUGCAUAAAGAUAGGAAAGGAAUGGCAAGGAAUGUACUAUGUGAAAAAGAAAAAUGGAGACAGCGUACAGCAAAAUGUGAAGAUAAUACCUGUCAUUGGACAGGGAGGGAAGAUUAGACACUAUGUGUCAAUUAGUAGACUGUGCAAUGACAACAAUAAGGCAGAAAAAACAUGUGAACGUGUUCAGGCUGAAUCUCAGACAGAUAUUCAGACUUGCAGACACAAAGACAGGAGGAAAGGAUCACUGGAUGUCAGAUCCACAACCUCACGAGGGAGUGAUGGCAGCUGCCAGCGGCGACACUCCUCCAUGGCCCGCAUACAUUCCAUGACCAUCGARGCGCCCAUCACCAAGGUAAUAAACAUCAUCAAUGCUGCACAAGAAAGCAGUCCCGUGCCCGUGGCAGAAGCUUUAGACCGGGUUUUGGAGAUUUUAAGAACCACUGAGCUGUACUCUCCACAACUGGGGACAAAAGAUGAAGAUCCACAUACAAGUGACCUCGUUGGAGGGCUAAUGACAGAUGGUUUACGGCGAUUAUCAGGGAAUGAAUACUUAUUAUCAGCAAAACAAACUCAUCAGGUUGCAAGCAGUUUGAUCUCUCCCAUCUCCCUCAACGACAUACCCCCACGGAUAACACAGGCAAUGGAAAAAGAAGAGCACUGGGAUUUUGAUAUCUUUGAACUUGAGGCUGCCACCCAUAAAAGACCUUUGGUUUAUCUGGGUCUCAAAAUAUUUGCUCGCUUUGGAAUCUGUGAAUUCCUAGACUGUCCUGAAUCAACUCUGAGGUCGUGGUUACAAGUUAUUGAAGCUAACUACCAUUCCUCCAACUCCUACCAUAAUUCUACACAUUCUGCUGAUGUGCUACAUGCCACUGCUUACUUCUUGUCUAAAGAAAGAGUAAAGCAAACUUUGGAUCCAAUUGAUGAGGUUGCCGCUCUCAUCGCUGCCACAGUCCAUGACGUGGAUCACCCAGGAAGAACAAAUUCUUUCCUGUGCAAUGCUGGCAGCGAGCUGGCAAUUCUCUACAACGACACCGCAGUGCUGGAGAGCCAUCACGCCGCGCUGGCAUUCCAGCUCACCACCCGGGAUGACAAAUGCAAUAUAUUUAAAAACAUGGAAAGGAAUGAGUAUCGAACCCUUCGCCAAGCCAUUAUUGACAUGGUCUUAGCAACAGAAAUGACGAAGCACUUUGAGCACGUCAACAAGUUUGUCAACAGCAUUAACAAACCCUUGGCAGCGCUAGAAGAAAAUGGGAAUAACAGUGAUGGGGAGUCGGUCAAAAACGUUCUCACAUCUCCUGAAAACCGUAUCCUCAUCAAACGUAUGUUGAUAAAGUGUGCGGACAUCUCCAAUCCCUGCAGACCMCUGCCGCAGUGCAUCGAGUGGGCCGGGCGCAUCUCUGAGGAGUACUUUGCACAGACUGAUGAAGAAAAGAGGCAAAGCUUACCUGUGGUGAUGCCAGUUUUUGACAGAAAUACUUGUAGCAUCCCCAAAUCCCAAAUAUCAUUCAUUGAUUACUUCAUCACCGAUAUGUUUGAUGCCUGGGAUGCAUUUGCAGACCUGCCAAAUUUGAUGCAGCAUCUGGAUAAUAACUUUAAAUACUGGAAAGGACUAGAUGAAAGGAAGCUGCGGAGCCUCCGACCACCACCAGAAUAGCAAUUAGGCCAUGUAUUACAGUAAGGCUAGAGCUCAUGCACGGGGGGAGCUUUCAGAUUUGAGCGGACACGAGGUCAGCAGUUGACUCCCCCAAGCUACAYGUGUGGACUCCAACAAAACUGACCUGUGGAGUGGAACUGCGCUGGAUGCUGCAGCACUUGGACUGAAGAGGGGCUGUUAGUGAACAUAGUUUUGCAUUAUCUCUGCACCAGUGUGUGAAGCUGGAAGACCUUGAAGAAUCCUCAUAAAAAGAACAUUCACUAGAAGAUUUUGCUUAAUCCUCAAUUCUGCAAGAGAAAUAAAGAAAUAUCUAUUAAUAGUGACUCUCAGCUUUUAUUGGAAAGCUACAUGCUUUUUAUAAGCACUUAAGACAGUUACAUAGAACAAUCAGACAUUUAAAAUGCAAGUCUCCAUGAAGGAAUUUUUGAUCUAUGAAAAAUAGAUCUACUCUAUUUUUUCACAUCACAGAAGGUGCAAUCAUUCACUUCUGAGCACUACUGAAAGUGAGUUCUCUUUAAGAAAUUUAGUAGCAAAUGUAAAAAAUAACACAAGAUUUUUUGAGGUUGAUCGUUAGCAUCUAUGAUUAAAAUGUUUUAUUUAUUUUGUUAGAUGUUCAAUAUUUUCUAUGAAUUUAUAAAUACUUAAAAGCCAAAGCCAACUUUAGAUGCAUUACAAAUUUACAUGAUUCAUACUCAUUAAUAUACAUUUAAUUGAUGUACAGACCUUUUAUUUUCAUAAUGCAAAUACAAAAUAUUAUACAAUGAUACAUUUUUAUUGCACUGUAAGGAUAGAUGUGUAUGUUUAAAUAUUGUCUGAUUUAUGUUAAUUAAAAUAAGUUUUAUUGAAAAGGUCUCACUUGAGAACRGUAAAUAAACAAGACAUGUAUACUGUCUGAGCACCAGAACARCAGGCAGUAGCGCUCUCUCAAACCAGUGACGAUCACCUGAUCUUCCCCUGGCUACAAAUGU